Messenger RNA from Caenorhabditis briggsae, 462 nucleotides. The record is from RefSeq and is a predicted model, not a curated record. NCBI's taxonomy places the organism in Eukaryota, Metazoa, Nematoda, Chromadorea, Rhabditida, Rhabditidae. The coding region runs from base 1 to 462 and encodes 153 amino acids. The transcript is spliced from 6 exons.
AUGAGCCGUCCCGGUGCAUGGAGCCGUGUGGCUUCCAACCUGUGGAAGUAUGUAAAAGGCGAUUUUUCGAAAAAGAAUUAUGUCGCCGAAGAUUCGUCAGGAAAUCGUUUCUACGAAAUCGCCAACAGUCGACAGAAUGUUUCGAGAGGAUUUGAUCCACCGACAUCAGGAGCUCACAUCGAACCUGACUUGGAAUGGCAAGCGUGGUUAAGAGGAACAAGAAGAAACGUCGAUGUCAUGUACUGGAAUCUCUACUUUGACAGAUUCCCACCGUCCGACACAGAAAUCGCGAUUAACAGGAUGAAGCAGCAGGCCCAACUUGCCCAGGAUUCGAACACUGAAAAAAGAGCGCCACACGUUCAAUCCGAAGGGAAAGGGGCUGGAGAUCACCAACCACAAAAAUUCCCCAAGUACAAGGACCUGGAAGUGACUCCUGGAUAUCAAGAAAAGGAGAAAAAAUAA